Messenger RNA from Daldinia decipiens, 1515 nucleotides. RefSeq lists its product as uncharacterized. The coding region runs from base 549 to 1439 and encodes 296 amino acids. The transcript has 3 exons. The record is from RefSeq and is a predicted model, not a curated record. NCBI's taxonomy places the organism in Eukaryota, Fungi, Ascomycota, Sordariomycetes, Xylariales, Hypoxylaceae.
CUUGUUUCUCUGAGUCCUAUUGCUUGUCUUUGCGGCAAGGCUUUGAGCUGGGGUGUUCUUAUAAUGUGGUCUAGACGUGUCAUAACAACCCUCUCAACCCAGCCCGUCCAGCCUAGGACAGCGCAGAAACUCGGACUUAAAAGAAGAAGGCAAUGUGGAGGAAUAGACAGCCCGUAGCCUGCCUCUUCUCAGGGUGUUCUGUUCUGUGCCUAGCCCCGUAGGCAAAUACACCCUUCUCCUUCUGUUUAAGCCUUCCUACCCUUCGCCAGUGACAAGCCCCCCUUUCCCAAAAGAUCAUCCAAGCUCCCCGCACAUGCGCGAGAGGACUUGGUUCGGUGAGGCUCUGACCUUACUUACCUACUUCUCUGCUCUCGCCCGUAUCCAGAGAGAGCUAUGAGGAUUAACUUAUGCCAUCCAUGGGCACCCGUAAUCAACCACCCGUUCCCCUUACAUCUUUUGCCUCCUCCUCCUCCUCCUUAAGACUUCGCCGGAGAAUAAUGACUUAACUUGGUCCCUGCUAUGAGACUCUUGCUACAAUAAUUGCGAAAAUGACGAAGCCGUGGGAUGUAUAUGAAGCUACGAUUAAGGACCUCUACGCCGACAACACGCUGUCCGUUGUGCGGCAGAUCAUGAUCGAUCAAUACGGGUUCAGAGCCUCUGUUAGAGCGUAUAGGGGCCGUCUGAUCCGCUGGGGCGUCCGCAAGUACAACUGCCGGAAGCGCGCCUCGCCUAGCGCGAGCAACAGCAGCGCCGAUGACGGGAGUAGUUUCACGAGUGGCUCGGACACAGCCUCUCCGAUCAUGGCUGCUGCUGCUGCCGCCGCCGUCGGUGAUGCGAGGGCGAUACUCCCUCGCGUUAUGAUGAAACAAGGAAAUGUCGACGGCCAGCUCGCCAUGCCGGUGCGGAUGAACCAGCAGUACGGCCAGAGCCACCAGCACCAAGUAUUUAGCACUGACAAUUCCUUCGACUCUAAGCCUAGGGCCUUCCUUUCAGCUCCGCAACACAACACCAACAGCAGCAGCAGCAGCGACGGUAUCCAAUACGGGUGGGACACAGCCCUCCUCAAGAAGGACCCCGACGUCGCCGCCGCCGACGCCGACCUCGACGACUUCACCAGCAGCCCGCAAAGCGAGGCCCUCGCACCGCCGCCAUUGUACUUCAGCACCCUUACCGCAUCGAUGAUGCAGCCCGGAACCGGAAAUAACAAACCCCCCUACGGCACCGGAUACGGAGGCUCGACGCCCACCCAGCACCAACACCACCGGAAUACGGGCGGCGGCGGUAGCCUGAACUACUACAACUCGUUGCCGUCGCAGCAGCAGCGGCAGCAGCAAGUUCGCAGCGGCGUUGUUGCUGUCAACCAGGUCCCGCCGGAUAUGUCGUUUGCAGCGCAGACGAGAGGGUACGGCCACGGCCCACGGCCCACGAUAGGCGGGUAAGGGGGUAGCAAGGACACAUCUGGUACCAAUGUAGUACAGACGGGACGCUGUCUAUCUAUCUAUCUAUCUAUCUAUC